Doryrhamphus excisus (bluestripe pipefish) is the source of this 2641-nucleotide messenger RNA. NCBI's taxonomy places the organism in Eukaryota, Metazoa, Chordata, Actinopteri, Syngnathiformes, Syngnathidae. The record is from RefSeq and is a predicted model, not a curated record.
GUUUUUUCGACUACUUCCUGUAAACCCCCUCCUCCGUGUUGUUGAACAAGCGGGAAUGAUCCAAUUUUUUUACGUAAGCUACGUCAACACGCGUUGUGCUAACCACAGGGAUCAAUACAACCAGCGCUCUAUUACAUUUCUUAAUUUCUGUGAUGGAAGCUACACGUCGGGAAACAUACUUGAUAACAGGAGGGUGCGGAUAUUUUGGUUAUCGCCUGGCAACCCACCUUCACAAAAAAGGAGCCAAAAUCAUCCUCUUUGACAUCAUCCGUCCAAAGCUAGAGGUCCCGGAAGGAAUGGUGUUCCUGAAGGGUGACAUACGAAGCUGCUCCCAAGUUGGGAACGCUGUUGCCGGUGUGGACUGCGUAUUCCACAUCGCUUCCUACGGGAUGUCUGGCAGGGAGCAACUGAACCGAGACCUGAUUGAAGCUGUAAAUGUUCAAGGCACUCAGAAUGUCAUCAAGGCCUGUUUGGAAAAUGGAGUCCCCAGACUGGUAUACACCAGCACCUUCAAUGUGGUCUUUGGGGGUCAGGAGAUACAGAACGGAGACGAAACCCUACCUUACUUGCCCCUCCAUCUUCACCCGGACCACUAUUCCCGAACCAAGUCCCUGGCGGAGAUGGCUGUGUUAAAAUCAAAUGGAGUCCCACUGACGGAUGGUUCAGGGGUGCUGAGAACGUGCGCACUGCGCCCGGCAGGUAUCUACGGGCCCGGCGAACAGCGGCAUCUACCACGGAUUGUGGGCUACAUCGAGAAAGGCAUCUUUAGGUUUGUUUACGGCAAACCGAGCAGCCUGGUGGAGUUUGUGCAUGUGGACAACCUGGCGUCGGCACACAUGUUGGCCGCGGACGCUUUAACCGCCACGAGGCAACACCGCUCUGCAGGCCAGGCCUACUUCAUCUCUGACGGACAGCCUGUUAAUAACUUUGAGUUCUUCAGGCCUCUCGUUGAAGGUCUGGGCUACCCGUUCCCCACACUGCGGCUCCCCAUCGGACUUAUUUACUUCGUUGCCUUUCUCACCGAAAUGAUCCAUCACCUUGUGGGACCGUUGUAUAACUUCCAGCCGCUGCUGACGCGCACGGAGGUGUACAAAACGGGCGUGACGCACUACUUCAGCAUGGCCAAAGCCGAGGCCCAGCUGGGCUACCGUCCGCAGGAGUACGACCUGCGUGAGGUUGUCGAUUGGUUCCGCAGCAGAGGCCACGGGAGGAAACGGCAACGCUCCGGCUUCAGUCGACUCGUGGUUAAUUUUCUGUUGGCCGCUGCCUUUGUGGCGGCGCUGCUCUCUUUUCUGCCAGUUGUUGGCAGCAGAUAACACGCUAAAGGACAAGACAGCACAUUAUGCUAGCAGAGAUACUGGACGUACUGCAUGGGGUCUCAAACUCAAUUUAACUGGGGGCCACUGGAGCUAGGGUCUGGGCAAGGCUGGGCCGCAUCAGGUUUUCCAAAAAAAAAAAACAACGCUUUUAUUAAAAACAGAAAAAUAUACAAACUUUUUCAGUGCUUUGGUUCCGAUUUUUUACAAUAAAAGCUCUGAUAAAACAUUCCACUGUUCUCAAAUAUCUUAUUUUUCUGCACAAAAUAUGAAAAAUAAAUAAACAAAUCAAGAAUAAAGAAAAUCAAUCAGUAAUAAAUAAAUAAAUAUAAUAAUAAUAAUAAAACGGCAAAUAAUAAAAACUUAAGAAACCACAUAUAGUUGGUGGGUAAACAAAUUAUUUUUGUCAGAUUAAAAUGAACAAAGCAUUAUUAGAGCCCUGUAGACAUGACAAAACACAACUAUAGUCACAUUUAUACUCUUUUUAUUUACAACAUAUUGCGCAACUGCAGGGUCUUGAGACACAUGCUAACUCGCAAACUAGAGAGCUAGCCACCUAAACGGUAGCCUUCAAGUUAUUUCCUUUAAACUUAAAUAGCCAAAAACUUACCACUUCCACACGGAUAGGGAGGAUAAGUAUUAACAGUUAUUUAACCUUUAACAUGAACAUUAAUCAUUCAUUCAUUUUCUACCGCUUUUUCCUCACGAGGGUCGAAACAAUACAAGCAGUUGAUGUUUGCUAAAUACAAGGAUGAAGAGUCUUGAACCAGUCAUGAUGUGCUAUAUAUAUCACUAUAUUGACAUGCACUAUGGUACCCAUUAUGGCAUUGGAUGCUCAUAUCACCUCGUAAAAUAAAAAUUAAUAAAUUAAAUUUAAAUUAAAUUAAAUAAAUGUUUAAUUAAAUUAAAUGUACUUUAAUUUAAGUAAACAAAAAUUAAAUUUAAGUGAAUAAAAAUUACAUUUAAGUAAAUAAAAAAUACAUUUAAGUAAAUACAAAUUUAAUUUAAUUAAGAAAGCAGGAAGUGAACAAAUGUAACAGUUACUGAUUGUAAAAGUACCAGAUGGAGGGUUGUACGACUGCAUUUUUCUGCCAUCUUAUGGGGGGUUGCCUACAGCCACAGCUACCGAUGUUGUUUGACCCAGCGCUAAUUUGAGCUCAUAUUAGGGGACAUUGAAGUUAACGUUUAUAUAAGCAGUGCUGAAAAGUCGCAGUUGUCUUUUUUCAAUGUUACUGAAUUAAAGUCAUUGUACACUUUAUUUAUUUAGCAUCCACUAUUGUUAGCAUCGUGGUGAUAGCAAACUGUACUGAAGCGUGAGAAACAAA